GUGGAUUUAUCCCUGGACCGGAGGCAGUUGGACCACAUCAACAUUACCAGGAGAGAUCAGCGAUGGCGUUCCAGUCAAAUGUGAUCAGCUCGCAGCCUCAGGUCGCGGUCACACAGUUCACCGUGUCGCCAGGACGAUCAGAGUGGAACUCAAACGUGUGCGACUGUUGUGACGACUGUGGAAUAUGUCUUUGUGCAACAUUCAUCCCAUGUAUCCUGGGAUGUAAGGUUGCCCAGGACAACGGGGACAGCUGCUGCGUGCCCUGCCUCCCCGGCGCUAUGAUCGCUCUGAGGACGAGCAUCCGCAGCAGAUACCAAAUUGAGGGCUCAGUGUGUGACGACUGGGUCGUCAUGGCCUGUCUGCCUCUGUGUGGACUGUGUCAAAUGGCCCGGGAGCAGAAGAUAAGACAAUAAAAUAAAACAAUAUAUAACCAGUCUGGAUAACUAACGUUUGACUGUUUUUCAGUUUGUGUUUGUACCUUAGAACAAAAUGUACAAUUAAUGAAUGACAAUGACAUGAUGAACAGAUUCCAUUGUUUAAAACUACAGAAGAGACUCACAGAUAUAAAAGAAAUAAUUAGAUAUCAUGUAUCUCCAUGAGACCAGCGCCCCCCGCCACCCUUGAGUGAGUGAGUGAGUGAGUGAGUGAGUAUACUGUAUCUUUAUGAGCCUCAACUUUUUGCACUUAUAGCAACUCAGUGUAACCAAAGUCAAUGUCCUUGUGUUCAACCCUUCAAAAUAAAUAUAUUUCAGCAGUAGUUUCCGACUCCGACAUUCAUCAGGGAGUCAAAAGAUCAUUUGUGUGGACUUGAGAGGGUGCAGGCAUGUAAUACAUCCAGCAGGUGGCAGCAGAUUUGGUCCAAACUUACUCAAUAACAAUUGAGGAAAACACAGAAAAACAUAUAUGACAGAAACCAAUAGAAAUUGUGAGAAGUGCAACAAAUGAAUGAAAAGAAAAAAGUGGCUGCAAACAUGUAAAAAAAAAGGUCUAUAUUCUGUACAAACAUGAUCUCUAACACUAAACCGAAACAUUACUUCCAACUCUUAGCCCUAAACUUAAUCAGUUCCUCAGAAAGUUGUUUGUGUCUCCAUGACGACUCCUGGAUGUCCUAAAGAUAUAAUAAAUACAUACAAUAAUA
Solea solea (common sole) is the source of this 1138-nucleotide messenger RNA. It is a transcript of the gene cnfn, whose product is annotated as cornifelin. Gene Ontology annotation, cellular component: cornified envelope. The coding region runs from base 63 to 413 and encodes 116 amino acids. Lineage: Eukaryota; Metazoa; Chordata; Actinopteri; Pleuronectiformes; Soleidae. The transcript is spliced from 4 exons. The record is from RefSeq and is a predicted model, not a curated record.